Corylus avellana is the source of this 384-nucleotide messenger RNA. NCBI's taxonomy places the organism in Eukaryota, Viridiplantae, Streptophyta, Magnoliopsida, Fagales, Betulaceae. The record is from RefSeq and is a predicted model, not a curated record.
AUGCUUGAUCAGUAUGUUUUCAAUGACAAGGAGGUCCAAAGUCAUUUUGAUCAGAAACUUUGGGUGUGUGUCUCUAAAGUUUUUGACGUGAAAACUAUUGUUCAAAAGAUCAUAGAAUGUGCAAUUGAAAGGAGACCCGAAAGCAAUGAGAUUGAUUUGUUGCAACGUCAACUUCGAGCAGAAAUUGAUGGGAAGCGAUAUUUACUUGUGUUAGACUAUGUAUGGAAUGAGGAUUUUGAAAGAUGGUCCAGUUUGAAAAAACUUCUGGUGGGUGGCAAAUGGGGAAGCAAAGUUUUGGUUACUACACGUAGCAAAAAAGUUGCAGAGAUUAUAGACAAAGAUUCACUGUUUCUUUUGGGAGGUCUAUCUGAAAGUAAUUCUUAG